Messenger RNA from Micropterus dolomieu (smallmouth bass), 7105 nucleotides. RefSeq names its product neogenin 1a (gene neo1a). Gene Ontology annotation, biological process: cell-cell adhesion. The transcript has 28 exons. Gene Ontology annotation, cellular component: membrane. Gene Ontology annotation, molecular function: protein binding. The coding region runs from base 504 to 4925 and encodes 1473 amino acids. Lineage: Eukaryota; Metazoa; Chordata; Actinopteri; Centrarchiformes; Centrarchidae. The record is from RefSeq and is a predicted model, not a curated record.
GGGGAGCCGGUGGAGAUCCAGCCCUUCAACACGCUGCUCUCUUACGUCCCGUCCGUGAGCAGUGAGCUGGCGGCGGCGGAGAUUUCUCCUUCUGGUCGGAUCGUAUCUUUUUCUCCAACUGAGCUCUUUCCAGUGUUUUACGCGCUUGACAGAUAUCGGAGUAGUAAAGUCGGCGCUUUGGUGCUCAGUCGCUCGCAAAUCUGUAUGUCCUUGCGCAGUGCCUCCGUGGCAAUGGAUUGAUUUCAGUGUUUUUUCUCCGACCUCUGCCUCGGCCAAGUUGAGAAAACAGUCUCUCUAACCUGCGGCUCGGUCUUUCCAGCUACAUGUUUCAUCCGGCCAGUUUUAAAAGUACCUGGCUCCGGAUGUUUCUGCACAUUUUAGGACUUUGAACUUUUCCCCCCCUUGUGCAUUUACAGGAGGUGGCCCGGGGAUUUUAAGGAUUUCUUUUUUUAAAAGCUUCUCCGGGGUUCCUGAAGCCUGCAAAGAUUUAUUUGUGAAAAGUGAUGGCCGAGCGGGGAGCUCUGUCGCUCCUCUCUCUCCUCUGUCUCACCUUUCUCUACACAGAGACCACCGCGGCAAAGCAUGUCGACAAAGGUUCAGCAGCACAGCCCUUCAGCCCCUUCUGGUUCACAGUGGAGCCCCAAGACACACUGGCCAUUCGGGGCAACUCGGCGCUGCUCAACUGCUCGACCCACAGCGACGCAGCUGCGACGGUACGCAUAGAGUGGAAGAAAGAUGGCACCUUCAUGAGCCUGGUUUCAGAUGAAAGACGACACAUACUUCCUGAUGGCUCGCUAUUCUUCACCCAUGUGGUCCACUCUAAGCACAAUAAGCCUGACGAGGGCACUUAUCAGUGCGUUGCAACUAUUGACAACUUGGGAUCCAUUUCCAGCCGCACAGCGCGUCUCUCCGUAGCAGGGAUGCCCAGGUUUGCCAACCAGCCAUCGCCGACCACUGUGCAUCUAGGGAACAGCCAGGUGAUGGCAUGUGAGGUCAAUUCGGAUCUGGUGCCCUUCACCCGGUGGGAGAAAGACCGCCAGCCGUUGGAGCUGAGCACCAGGCUGGUCCAGCUGCCCAGCGGAGCCCUGGUGAUCAGCAACGCUUCAGAUGCAGAUGCUGGCCUUUACCGCUGUCUGGUGGAAAAUGUGGGAUCGUCCAAGUCCAGCGACGAGGCCCAGCUGCAGAUUCUGCCAGAAACUGGAGAAGAGAGGAAGCUGGAGUUCCUGGUGCAGCCUGUAUCUGUGACCAAGGUGGUGGGCGCCAGCGUCCUGCUACCCUGCGUAGUCACUGGUUACCCUGCGCCGCAUGUACGUUGGAUGUUUGGAGACAAGCUGCUAGAAGAAAGUGAGGGUCGUCUGGAGAUGCUGGGGGGAGGCAUUCUCCAGAUAUCCAAUCUCACAGAGGAGGAUGCCGGCAUCUACACCUGCAUGGCGGACAAUGCCAACACAACCAUUGAAGCCCAGGCUGAACUCACCUUACAAGUUCCUCCCCAGUUUGUCAGUCGGCCAGCCAACAUUUAUGCACAUGAGUCCAUGGACAUCGUCUUUAAGUGUGAGGUCUCAGGAUCACCAGCUCCCACUGUCAAAUGGGUCAAGAAUGGAGAUGCCGUCAUCCCCAGUGACUACUUCAAACUAAUUAAGGAGCACAACCUGCAGGUUCUGGGUCUGGUCAAGUCAGAUGAGGGUUUCUACCAGUGCCUUGCAGAAAACGAUGCAGGCAACAUCCAGUCCAGCGCUCAGCUCAUCAUCUUAGAUCACGGCGUAGCCCUGCCCUCUUUCCCUCCCCCCUCACUGACUCCUAACACUACUGACCAUGUAACGCCAGGCUCCGGAGGUGUAGGGAGUCCAGCAGGGCCCACCCCCUCUCCCCCCCGAGACGUCGUGGCUUCGCUGGUCUCCACCCGCUUCAUCAAGCUGACCUGGCGCCCGCCAGCCGAACCAAAUGGAGACGAGUUGACCUACUCCGUUUUCUACAGCCAGGAAGGCACUACCAGGGAGAGAGUAGUGAAUACCAGCCGUCCAGGGGAGAUGCAGGUCACCAUCCAGAACCUCAUGCCAGACACCAAAUAUCGCUUCAGGGUUGUGGCCCACAACAGCAACGGCCAGGGUGAGAGCUCUGCAGCUCUCAAAGUGGCCACCCAGGCUGAAGUCCAAGUGCCAGGCCCUGCUCCUAACCUGCAGGCGGUGUCGAACACGCCAUCAUCUGUCUCUCUGAGCUGGGACAAACCCCUUACUGGCAACGGAGAGAUCCUCACCUACAAGUUGUACUACACAGACAAAAGCGUUGGCAACGAACAGGACGUUGACAUAGACAAUCAGUCCUACACCAUGACAGGGCUGAAGAAAAACACAGAGUACAGUUUCCGUGUGGUGGCCAACAACAAGCACGGUCCAGGUGUCUCCACCGAGGAUAUUGUUGUUCGCACCCUGUCUGAUGUACCAAGUGCCCCUCCUCAAAACCUCACUCUGGAAGUCCAGAACUCAAAGAGCAUCAUGCUUCGGUGGCAGCCCCCACCCCUUAACGGGCAGAAUGGGGAGAUCACCGGCUACAAGAUCCGAUACCGGAAAGGAUCCCGGAGGAGCGAAGCAGCCGAGACCACUGGAGGCACCCAGCUUUACAAGCUCAUUGACGCUCUGGAACGUGGGACAGAAUACGCCUUCCGGGUGUCGGCCAUGACGGUGAACGGCACGGGACCGGCCACCGAGUGGACUGUUGCAGAGACGUUUGAGAGCGACCUGGAUGAAUCCCGUGUACCAGACCAGCCCAGCUCCCUCCACGUCCGGCCACUGGUCAACAGCAUCGUGGUGAGCUGGACGCCGCCAGAGAACCAGGACAUCGUGGUGCGCGGUUACACCAUCGGCUAUGGCAUCGGUAGUCCCCAUGCUCAGACCAUCAAAGUGGACUACAAGCAACGCUACUACACUAUUGAGAACCUGGACCCCAGCUCCCACUAUGUGAUCACACUGAAGGCCUUCAAUAACGUGGGUGAGGGGAUUCCUGUGUAUGAGAGCGCCAUCACCAGACCACAGUCAGACCCCAUAGACCCCGAUGUUGACCUGUACGAACUCUUCCAUGCUCCAUACACCCCAGUACCAGACCCCUCUCCCAUGAUGCCACCUGUGGGUGUUCAGGCCUCCGUGCUGAGCCACGACACCAUCAAGGUGACCUGGGCUGACAAUUCGCUGCCCAAGAACCAAAAGAUCACAGAUAACCGCUUCUACACGGUACGCUGGAAGACCAACAUCCCUGCAAACACUAAAGUAAAGAUGGCCAACACCACGAGCCUGAACCACAUGGUGACGGGUCUGAAGCCCAACACACUGUACGAGUUCUCUGUUAUGGUGACAAAAGGCCGCCGCACAAGCACGUGGAGCAUGACUGCACAGGGCACCACCUUUGAGACCAUUCCCAGCUCCUCCCCGAAAGAUGUGACUGUGGUGAGCAAAGAGAACAAACCUCGCACCAUAAUUGUCAACUGGCAGCCUCCCUCUGAGGCCAAUGGAAAGAUCACUGGCUAUAUCAUCUACUACAGUACAGAUGUAAACGCUGAGGUCCAUGACUGGGUUAUUGAACCAGUGGUGGGCAACCGUCUGACCCACCAGAUCCAGGAGCUAACACUGGACACCACCUACUACUUCAAGAUCCAGGCCCGAAACUCAAAGGGCAUGGGCCCCAUGUCUGAGGCCGUACAUUUCCGCACUCCAAAGACUUCAAAUCUCCCACCGAAGCCAGGACCUCCAGGACACCAUCAUCCACAGGAACCUGGAACUGCAGUUGGUAAAUCAGGUGUGGGAGGCAACAGUGAAAAUCACAUCCUGGUCAUUGUCAUCAUCAUCUCAGUGGGAGCCUUCACCAUCAUUGUGGUGGUGGUGGGUGCCUUCCUGUGCACACGGCGCACCACGUCCCACCAGAAAAAAAAGCGGGCGGCCUCAAAGUCUUCAAACAGCUCCCACAAAUACAAGGGAAACUCCAAAGACCUGAAGCCACCUGAUCUUUGGAUUCACCAUGAGAGGCUAGAACUCAAACCCAUGGACAAGUCGCCAGACCCCAACCCAGUUAUGACUGAAACGCCAAUCCCCCGCACCUCGCAGGAUAUCACGCCGGCUGACAGCGGCCUGGACAACAACCCUCACCUGCAGCAGCGACGUAACUCCUACCGUGGCCACGAAUCAGAGGACAGCAUGUCUACAUUAGCAGGCCGACGAGGGAUGAGGCCUAAAAUGAUGAUGCCUUUUGACGCACAGCCGCCUCAGCCUGUGAUUAGUGCUCACCCCAUCCAUUCCCUUGAUAACCAUCACCACCAUUAUCACAUGGGCAGCCUGGCCUCUCCAACACGCAGCUACCUCUACCACCAGGGCAGCGGGCACCCACGCCCGCAUGCCUGCGCCACCCCCAUCUCCCAUUUAGACAGGGUGGACUCUACAGAGUCGGUGAGGAAUACCUCCAGUUCAGAGCCCCUCCCUGUAGCCACCACUUCCUCCCAGGCCUCUUGCCCCUCGGAGAUCAUGGCCGACCCUGAGGGCAGCUACCACGGCUCCACCACCACAGAGGAGGAGCCCAGCUACUCCAGCAACCUGCCCCCCCACCGCUCGGCCCACCCACACGCCCACGCCCACCCACUCAAGAGCUUCGCAGUACCUGCGAUCCCAGCCACCAGCCAUCCAUCCUAUGAGUCGCCUGCCCUGCCCAGCGCUCCCCUGCUGGCUCAGACUCACCCCCACGUUGUUAAAACAGCCUCUAUUGGAACACUAGGACGGACACGAACGCCGAUGAUAGUCACUGUGCCCAACGCUCCUGAUGUGCCAGAGACCAGCAAGAUGCUGGAAGAUGUAGACAGCAGCUACGAGCCCGAUGAGCUGACCGAGGAGAUGGCCCACCUCGAGGGCCUGAUGAAGGACCUGAAUGCUAUCACCACAGCGCCAUGAGCAUGCACACACACCUUCACACACACGCAGACACACUUUCUCUGUCAUCUACACGUAAAUACAAAAAGACACACACUCGUAAGUCAAACAAACACACACAAACAAAAACCUUGGGAGCCAGAGGCUGGUGGACAAAAAAUGGCUUCUUGUGCCCAAGAACACUCUCACAUCCCCCUGCAGAGAAAAAAAACCCAACUCCAGACUGAAACUUAAGAACUUUUUCCGGCUUACCUUGCUCAGUCUCAGGAAGGAGAUUGCCAUGAGAGGGAAGAAAAAAGUGACACGCUUCAUCUUUUUAUGAAGAACCAUUCUCAGAGACAAUGAACUUUUAAAACAUUGGUUGCUUUCAACCGGAAGAUUGUGAAUUGUUUCCUCAGCAAAAAUACGUACGGUAGGUUUUUUGUUGCGAACGCUCAGUCAAGAUGAGACAACGGUUGAUUCAAUGUCAAGUCAAAAGGAGAAAGUCCAAAAAAUAUGCUGGUUUUUGAUGUUGGUGCUCAUGCGGCGCAGUCUACACACAGUGUUUGUUUGAUUAGUGUUUUCUUUGUGCAUUUUGUAUAUCUAUUGGGCCGUUUCAGUGAAGUGAACAUUGGAUAUCAGCCCCCCCUUUACAAGUCUUCAUUAUUCAUAAAUGUGGUCGUUUUGUUUUUAAACCCCUUGUCCAUAUAUUGUGCCAUGACUUUUAUUAUUUUCUAUGUUAUUCUAUUUUUUUUUACACACAUAUCCUUAUAAACAUGUACAUAUGUUGUUUGUUUUUUUUUAAACUGCCUCAUUCUUUUGAUGUUUCCCGUAUUUCAUUAUUAUUAUUUGGGAUGAAAGUGGGAUUACAAAUAAGUCCUGAAACUCAGUUUUCAUAUCAAAAGGGGAGAGGAGCCGGAUUUGUUUUACACUACAUUCUUCUCUGGCAUUGUGUUGCCCGCUUUGUACAUUAAAAUGUCUUUUCCAGUCUUUUGUUUGUUGUGGGAGCUCCGUUUUAAAAGCCUUACCAACAUGUUUGUAUGUUGGACAGUUGAGAUGAAUCUGCUCUCCGAGGAUGUCGCUCGCUGCCAUGGCAGUUUUUAUAAAGUUCUGUGGAACUUGACAGUAUCUCCUCACAAGCCAGGGGUAGCUACCUAGGACUCAGGGUGCUGACCUCCCACUCCUUCUAAAAAUAAAAGAAAAAAUUUUAAAAAAUCCUCACAUGACACCUGAUCAAUCAAUCAAUCACCUGCAACAGACAAGUUAUCUUUUAUACGAGUAGUUCGGUCGGAUGUGUGUGUUGUUUCCAAAAACCAAUAUUUGGUUUCAGAAGUCUGUACUGCUGAACCACGUGUGCAUUUUUCCACAGCGGAGUGGGUUUGCUGUAUUUUCCUGCUGUUCUUCAUCAAAUGCCCUGGUUCUUCUACAAAUCUUAUAAGAUGCAAAGAUGUUGGCCUUUUGAAUGGGACUCCCAGAUUUUUUUUACAUGGUAGUUUUUGUAUGAAGAAAAAAAACGAAGCUUGUUCUAUACACAAAUCCGAUGUUAAAAAAAAAAAGAAAAGGAAAAAAAGUUCAUCUAAGAAACUAGUUUUUCAUUACCCUCUUACCCAAAGAAAUUUGUCAUUUGCAAUCAUAGUAAUUUGCUCUACUUUUGUGAAUACCAUGUUUCCAUAAAUGUACAUCGUCAUGAAUGUCAAUAUAACUGUAAGAGAUUUUAACUAUGGAUACAAACAAGGAACAAGUUUUGUGGGGGAAAAAAUGAUUGAAAAGAAAGGGGUGGGGGGAGAAAAAGGACCGGACUCCAUUUGGGAAAUAAUCUAUUGAGUUGUAAACAGUUGAACCUGUAUUGCACUUUUUCACAAUUUUUGAAAAGUACAUUUCUUACAUAUCUUGUGUUUUAAAUAUCAAAAGCUGUUUGUGUAUCGUAGUGUCCUAGGUAAGCAGCAGGCAGCUGGUCUUGUUUUUUAUGUUUAUUUUUAUUUUUUUGCUUCAGAGAUGAUAUGAAUUUGAGCAGCCGAGUUGUUUACGUCGCAGCUCAUGAUGAGGAAUUCUGUUGUUGCUUGUUCAUGUACAGAGCUUACUUUGCUUUCUGUAGGAAAAAAAAAUCUGUGGCUUUUUAAAAAACGUUGAAAAAAAAAUGUUUGGAAAAAAAGAUGUUUUUUUAUUGGUGCUCCUAUACAUUGUGUAUACAAACUAUUAUGAAUACUAACAAAGUAAAUGUU